GCUUGGAGCGGGAAUGGCGACGCUGCGGUCCCGCUUGCUGCUGCUGCCCAGCCGCGCUGCGCUGGCCGCCAGGGCCGCCCUGUCCUGGCUGGCCGUCCACACGCUGACCGCGGUCAUCUGCGCCGUCGUCCUGCUGCGGGCCGCCGUGGUGGUGGUGAGGAAGCGGCGGAGGGCUUUCGAGUGGCGGGUGCGGGAGAGCCCGCCCGCCUGCCUCAGCGACCCGUCACUGGGGACUCACGGCUUCGUCCGCCUCAAGGAUUCAGGGCUGCAAUUUCACUAUGUGGCAGCUGGCGAGAGGAACAAGCAGUUGAUGUUGCUGCUCCAUGGCUUUCCUGAGAUCUGGUAUUCGUGGCGUUACCAGCUGCGGGAGUUCAAAAGUAAGUACCGAGUGGUGGCUAUGGACCUGCGUGGAUACGGGGAUUCUGAUGCACCCCAAGAUCGAAGUGACUACAAGAUGGAGUAUUUGCUGGCUGAUAUCAGGGGAAUGAUUGAGGCUCUAGGAUAUAGCAGCUGUAUCCUCGUUGGACAUGACUGGGGAGGAGCCUUAGCUUGGAGUUUGGCUCUUCAGAACCCAGAGUUGGUAGAGAAAUUAAUCAUCAUGAAUGCACCACAUCCAGAUGUGUUUUUUCGCUACAUGAAACAACAUCCAUCCCAGCUGCUGAAAUCCAGCUAUAUAUUCUUCUUCCAAGUACCAAAACUUCCAGAGUUUAUGAUGCAUAUGGAUGAUUUCAAGACCCUGAAGAGUGUUUAUAUGAGUAAACGAAUGGGGAUCAAAAAUAAAAAUAAUAGAUUGACUGAAGAAGAUUUGGAGGCCUACGUGUUCAGCUUUUCUCGGCCUGGAGCAUUGGUGGGUCCCUACAACUACUACAGGAACAUUUUCAGCAACCAACCAGCGAAGUGCCACAAUGUGAUGGCACCUACCCUGGUGAUUUGGGGAGACAAGGAUGGUGCCCUGGAAGUUGGCAUGACUGCGCACAUUGAACAGUACAUACAGAAUGUGUUCCAACUGAAGGUCGUGCCUGGGGCCAGCCACUGGGUCCAACAAGAUGAACCCGAUGUGGUCAACAAGCUCAUGUGGACGUUCCUGGAGGAAAACGACAAGUAGACCUGAAUCCACACGAACGCAUGCCACACCUUUACUUGGGUGAAAUUAUAGUUAAUUUUAGAAUAUAGAAUACACAAUUUAUCAUGAAUGAAAAGAAUUUGCACAUUUGUGAGUAAAAAUAAUUUUAGAAUCUUCUAUUUGAAUGUUGUUAUAUAAUGAGCUUCAUAAUGGCACAUGGCUCCAUCCUAGGUUAUAAAACAAGAACUUGGUUAUUAUGGACCCAUGGAUCUGCAGAUGCUUAUUUAUUAAAAUAAUAAUUAACUGUCAUGCCCACGCAUUGUUCACUCGCUAUGAUCUCAGAAUACUGUGGCUAAGUUUCCUGCCUUUUACACAGCAGCCUCUCUAAUACCGAGCCUGUAAAUAACAAAUCAGGCCAAUCUAUGAUUCAAAAAAAGAAACAAAGUGCGGGAGUAACAGUGGGUGAGGCAGCAUCUCUGCAGGACAUGGGUAGGUAACGUUUCUAAUCAAGACUCUUCCCCAGACAGUAUAUCAUUUGAUGGGGGGGGGGGUAGGCUAUUUGGCCACAGUAAAUUGCCCCAGGCUGUAACGGAGUGGAUGUGAAAGUGGGAUAACAGAACUAAAAUGAAGUUGUCAGCGCAGACUUGGUGGGCCAAAGGAACUGUUUCCAUGCUGUAUCUCUAAACUAAAUUAAACUAAACCUGGAAGUUUUACCUCGAUUCUCUUGCUCAACCUCUCCCCCACCCCAACAGCUGUAACAUCAGCAGCCUUUUUCUUUGUUCAUGUGGCGUGCACAGCCUAAAGUUGUUGGACAACUUGUUCUAUUUGAUCUUCCGUUUGUGCACGUCGGGUUGAUUGCAUUAGUUGAAACAGUGCGGACCACGUGAAGGUUGCAAUCUUCCACCCCAUCAGCAGCCUAAGAACUCCCUAUACUCCUUGCAUCAUCUUCUUGGGUCUGCCUUAAAUGAUUAUGCCUAAAACUCUGCCCUCCCAAAUAAAGGCUACUUUACUUUAGGUGUAGCUCAAAAGGCGAUUAGGCAUUCAUAACAAAUAUCUUUAACUCAACUAGUAUUGUUUAACACGGCAUUUGCUCAUCAAUUGCUUGUGGUCUCGUAGAAUCGUUCCACGCCCAAAUUACCUCUUACAACUCAGAUCUGCUGCAGCGAAAUUAAAAAAAAGCCUCUUUCUUUGAUAAUGGAUCUUCCAAUAUUUAAACGCUUUCACAUCGCAUUUUUGUGAAUGGACGAAAGGAUACUCAAUUUGAUGAAAAUUUGGUGGAAGAUGGGGCAAGAGUACACCUAUAUAAUUCCCUUCACCUCGCUGCUCGCUAAGCACCAACUAAUAGUUUAGCACAAAGUACAUUUGUCAAAGUUAUAUAGGCAAUUUCACAAUCGCAGCAUGUACAAAGUGCUUUCCAACUAAGGAAGUGCAAUGGAUGGAUGGUCAAUUUUGUAAUUUAGAAAGCCAAAAUGUUUGCAGCACAAUUCCAUUUAACAGUGGUAACUCAGAACAAGGAUAGUGAGAUGGUUUUGGAGCUGAUGCAGCACUAAUUUCUAAUUAUGUCAAAUUAGCACUUGAUCAAAGUACUUAAAAAAAGAGUAAUUGACCCAAUGGAUUUGUUGACUGAAUUGUGCAUACACACAUGCAAUGGACGAAAUCUUCCAGUCCAAUGCGUCAAAACCAUUGACGAUAAGUAUUAGCCGUUAUUUAAUUAUUGCAACUUUUAAGAGUUGAAGAUCAAUCAUCUACUAUUUGUAAUUAGCAGAGAGAAUUGACAAUGUAAAGAAUAAUUUUGUUUGUAAUAUGCGUAGUAUAUGCCAAAUCUUCUAAAUAAAAAUUAUGAUAACUGGC
This is a messenger RNA of Amblyraja radiata (thorny skate), 2914 nucleotides long. Its product is annotated as epoxide hydrolase 4-like. Gene Ontology annotation, molecular function: catalytic activity. The record is from RefSeq and is a predicted model, not a curated record. Lineage: Eukaryota; Metazoa; Chordata; Chondrichthyes; Rajiformes; Rajidae. The coding region runs from base 14 to 1105 and encodes 363 amino acids. The transcript is spliced from 7 exons.